AGCCUGAUGGAGAAAUCAAAGGUCAAGACAGAGUCGCUUUGGUAUCCCUUUUCACAUAUUGAUAAUUCCCAUGAUAUCAUCACUUUGCGAGAGUUGAAUGGUGUCUCUCCAGCAUCCACCCCUAUUUCCACUCCCUCUAGUACAAGUGAUUCAACCAAGAGUAGGAGUGAUUUCCUUAAGAAUCUCUUAAGGAAGAGUUCCUCAACAGGCCCGUCAUGUGCAUUGAAGAAAUCUAAAGAAGCCAGCACAAGGAAUGACACUAGUCGUAACACUACAAAAUCUAGAGACGCCCCUUUGGUGGAUAUCUCGGAUGCAAACUCUUUGACUGAGCACAGGUCCAAUAUAACUAAUCAAAAUGGCAAUUUUACUGGUGAACCGUUGAAACUUUCAAGCAAUGUAGAGCAUAAACAUAAAACUAAGCCAAUUAUCCAUUCAGAGGAGGAAGAGAUUGCAUUCUUGCGUUCACUUGGGUGGGAGAAAAAUAGUGAAGAAGAUUAUGAUGAUGGAGGCCUUACUCUAGAGGAGGUACUAGACUUCUAUGACAAGCAUGCGAAAAAUUGCAGCUAUGAUCAAAUAUUCUCCAAACUAUGCAUCAAAACAUGAUUGCAUUGCCACUUGACUUAGAUACUAGGGGAUGCGAUGGAGCAGAAUCGGGCGGGCCUGAGAUCAUAUUUAGAAUUGUUUUUAGAUCAAAGAGUUAUAUUUGUUCUCCAAUUCUUACUGAUAUUUGCUAAAGAGCCACAGUUUCAAGUCAAGUUAGACCGUAGAGGUUGCUUCCAAUCUUUAUUGUCAUAAGAUAAGAUAAAGAACAAAGAAAAAUAGUUUUGAUAAUUUCCUUACCUUUAUCUGUUCAUCUUUGUUUUUGUUGUGGCAAUUCACUUAUUGGUAUCGUAUCAGUAAG
Trifolium pratense (red clover) is the source of this 901-nucleotide messenger RNA. RefSeq lists its product as uncharacterized. The transcript has 2 exons. The record is from RefSeq and is a predicted model, not a curated record. Lineage: Eukaryota; Viridiplantae; Streptophyta; Magnoliopsida; Fabales; Fabaceae. Bases 7 to 603 code for a protein of 198 amino acids.